Adineta steineri is the source of this 687-nucleotide messenger RNA. The record is from the annotation of a GenBank genome assembly. Lineage: Eukaryota; Metazoa; Rotifera; Eurotatoria; Adinetida; Adinetidae.
AUGUCAGCUACUUCUUACGAUCAACAUGAAACGAAAACAGUUUAUUACACACCAGCAACAGCAUCGAAAUAUGUUAAUAAUAUUUUCAUGUCACCAUUAAAUAUUGAAUGGAUAUCGUCAUUAAUUUGUGAUUCGUUAGAACUUCAACCAGGUCAUAUAUUGGUAGAUAUGGGUUGCGGAGUAGAUCCAUCACAAGGUAUGCUCGAUGUAUUUCAGGAAGAAUCAGGUUCAAAUUCAAAUAUCAAAACAGUAUGCAUGGAUGCUGUUACAUUUGGCCAGUCAACUAACUAUUCACCAUACGAUCGUAUUUUCAUGAAAACCAUGAUUCAUUUGUUAACACGCGAAGAACGAUUGAUUGCCUUUAAAGGUUUUUACAAACACCUUGCACCUAAUAAUGGUAAACUAUUGAUAUGUCGCAAUCCAGAUAUGCUUGAAAUUCUUCCAUUUGACGAACGUACAAAAAGUUUUUUCGCAAAAGGAGAACAUCUUGAAACAUUGCUUGACGAUUUAAAACAUGCAGGUUUUAAGCAAAUUCAGGAGAAAAAAUUUACGUUUGAAUAUCCUUCUGGUAGUGUUACUGCUGAAGAUUGGAUUUAUCUAGUACAAAAUCGAUUAUGGACAGUGCUUUCGAAAGAAAAUGUAAAUGAACAACAAAUGGAAGAUUUAAUUGAUCAUGUCAGAAGAUAA